This is a messenger RNA of Zingiber officinale, 603 nucleotides long. RefSeq lists its product as uncharacterized. Bases 1 to 603 code for a protein of 200 amino acids. The record is from RefSeq and is a predicted model, not a curated record. Lineage: Eukaryota; Viridiplantae; Streptophyta; Magnoliopsida; Zingiberales; Zingiberaceae. The transcript has a single exon. Gene Ontology annotation, cellular component: plasma membrane.
AUGCCACCCCGCCUGAUUUCCCAAGAGGGUCGGCAGACCCAUUUCGUGAUCUGGACACUUGCAGUUCUGUGCGCCAUCCUUACGAUAGCUGUUAUCGUCGCAGGCAUAGCAGUGUUUGUAGUGUACAUGGUCUACCAACCAAAGAUGCCCUACAUCAGGGUGGCCUAUGCACAUCUCGACGAGCUCCUCUAUGAUCAAUUAGGGUUGCUCGAGAUAGACAUAACCCUAAAUUUGGAGGCAGUGAAUGAUAACAACAAGGCCCACACCAGCUUCUCCGCCCUGAGCUUCCUUCUCCAGUUCCAUGACAUUGAUGUUGCAGUGCUGAAGUCCAACUCGCUCGAGGUUCCUAAGAACAGCUCCCGCCCGCUCAAUUAUCACUUUCACUCGUCGCCAAUACCACUGGACCAGGAUGCAAAGGAGGCCAUGGACAAGGCGUUGAGGCGGGGAAUCGUGCCAUUUGAUCUCAGAGGGCAUGCAAAAACCAGGUGGAAGGUGGGCAUCUUUGUCUCCGUGAGGUUCUGGACACACACCUCGUGCCGACUCCAUUUCUUCCAGACAAAUGGCAGUACAGUUGAGUCAGGUUGCAGCACCACAUCCCAUUGA